UAGAGGGGAGGCAGCGAUGUCACGAGCGCCUUUGCGGCCAAUUUUUGGGACGCAUUGACUGCUGGAAAGAACGUGACACUGCUUGAGGACGGUACAGCCGUCAUAUCUGGUUCAGGAACAAUGAUAUCUAAAGAGGGUUGUGGUAUUGGUGGUAAAAGCCAUCUUUGUGUCGGGAAAAAGGUUCUAUGGGAGCUUGACUGCGAAGAAACUGGUCGUGGAAGCUGGGUAGGGCUUGUUCAGUUGCCGAAGUCAGCGAAAGAGGAAGAGAUACCUGACUUGAACCUGUCCUUGUCUGCUGUCGGAUGGGGAAUAUGGGGUGGCACUACUGGAAAGUUUCAUCCUUCGUACAUCAAAGGUUCAGUAUCAGAUCAGCUCCCAGCUUUCACAGCGGGGCAGAGAAUCGGACUACUCUGUGACUGCGAGAAAGCUUCGCUUACUUACUUGCUGGAUGGCGAAGAGAUUUGUCAAGCAUUCGAAGAUCUUCCUGUCUCUGAGGAUUCCGUUUAUCACUUGGCCGUUAGCAACGGCUGGGCAGGAUGUACGCGCUUGCGCUUAUCAGGGAUGAAAGUUCUGGAUGAUACGACCGCUGCUUGAGAGCGUUUGAGCUGAUCUACCGUAAUGCACCUUGCUCACUCCCACCAGUUUGUUUGGAUGUAAGUUUUCGUUUAUACCUUUCCCGAG
Molecule: messenger RNA, 681 nt
Organism: Guillardia theta CCMP2712
Lineage: Eukaryota; Cryptophyceae; Pyrenomonadales; Geminigeraceae
Exons: 4
Coding region: 121-594 (157 amino acids)
Molecular function (GO): protein binding
Source: RefSeq, a predicted model, not a curated record